Gekko japonicus is the source of this 415-nucleotide messenger RNA. RefSeq names its product epididymal sperm-binding protein 1-like. NCBI's taxonomy places the organism in Eukaryota, Metazoa, Chordata, Lepidosauria, Squamata, Gekkonidae. The transcript is spliced from 3 exons. Gene Ontology annotation, cellular component: cell surface. The record is from RefSeq and is a predicted model, not a curated record. Gene Ontology annotation, molecular function: heparin binding. Bases 11 to 415 code for a protein of 134 amino acids.
CUCAGAGGAGAUGGUUUCCAUCAUGGUGGUCAUCAUGUAUGGCUGGGUUCUUCUACCUUUGCUUACAGCAGGUGAUGCCCCCCGUCCCUGUGUCUUCCCAUUAAUUUACAAGCGCAAGUCCUACUCCUCAUGCACCAAGGAUGGAAGUGAGCAUGGGAAGUUGUGGUGUGCUACAACUGCCAACUAUGACAAGACUCCCCAGUGGAAGCACUGUGCUCUGAGUGAGUAUGGAGGUAAUUCUGGUGGACAAGCCUGUGUCUUCCCUUACGUCUAUAAGGGCCGGACAUACUACACGUGUACCAAUGAAGAUGCGGAAACAGGGAACUUCUGGUGUGCCACAAUGGGGAGCCAUGAUAGAGAUGCGAAAUGGAGCUACUGUGCUGAUACCAGUAGGAUACUUGUGGUGACUCAUUAA